CGACUUCCUCGCGUACGAACCUGAGUCUUCGUCCAAUCUCUGCUCCAGACCAAACCCUAACCCUAAUUUAACCCCAAAUCCAGAUCGAAGCCCAAACCCAAACCUUCUUCCCCGCUCGAUCGAUCAUCGAUCCAAUUCGUGGAAGGAAGGGAGAGAGAGGGGUUGAGACUUCAGAGUAGAAAAGGGAUGUCGACCGCCGAAGCAUCAGAGCUGGAGCGUGCCGUCUCCGAGGACGAAGACUUCGACGACGAUGGCGACAGUGAAGAACUUGACGAUGGCACUGACGGAAGGAACGCUCAUGUGAAUCAGACCCAGACCGCUCCGCUGGUUGGUUAUCCGAACGCCUCUGCGGCACCCGUCCACGCUCCGGAUCCUAUCCGUAGCGUCGAUCCCGCCGCUGCUCCCCUUAAUGGUGCGAUACCUAUUCAAGUCGUCUCCUUCCCCGCCGCAUCCUCCGGUUCUCCCCUGUUCACGGCCUCGCCCACUAUCCCCAUCCCCGUUUACUCGGCCGACAUCAGCAGGCCCCUCACCGUAGUCACCUUCGAUGAGUCCCGCCGGCUCUUCCAGCGGCUUUGGACCGACGAAGAGGAGAUCAAAAUCCUGCAGGGUUUCCUCGAGUUCACCUCAAGGCGGGGAACCACCUUCGCCUCUCACCAGUAUGACACUGGCCCAUUCUACGAGGAGAUCAAAAAGGAACUCCAUUUCGAGUUCACCAAGAACCAGCUCAUCGAGAAACUUCGCCGGCUGAAGAAGAAGUACCGGAACUGUGUCAACCGGAUGCGAUCCGCGGGGAAAGACUUCGCCUUUAGGAGUGCUCAUGAGCGGGCCAUCUAUGAUAUCGCCCGUAACAUCUGGAGUGCCAUAGCAAAGCGGGCGCAGGAGAGCGAUGGCGAAGACCUCAAUAACCCGAAGAGCACUCUUUCGAAUGAGAUAUUUACGGUUCCCGUCAAUGAGGGUUCUUUCGGAUCUGAUAGAAGAAUGCCAAGAUCGAGAAGGCGUGGGGGAGGGAUAGCGCCGGAAGAGACUGUUGUGGCACCCGUAGGAGGAGCCGUCGCAGAGAACACCGCUCCGGUGAACGUGAUGGCUGCACCGGUGGUUUCAUCAGUUUCUACGCCGACUCCGAGCGCCAUUGAGGCGACUGUGAAGAGCUGUCUUUCACCUUUGUUUAAGGAGUUGAUCAAUUCUGCCAUUGGGGGGCCAUUUGCUCCAGGUUUUGGUGGGACAUCACCAUUGAACCUGUUUCCCAUGAGCCUUGGAGGUAGUUCUUUGGUGGGCUCAGCGGUGCCUGUGGAUGACCAAUGGAGAAGGCAGCAGAUUCUGGAGCUGGAGGUUUACUUGAAGCGGAUAGAACUAGUAACAGACCAUGUCAAAUCAAUGUUGGAGGAGCUCAAGUCUUCAUCCAGCUGAUUACAGGUUCUUAUGCUUCCAUGCUGCAAAUCUGCCACAUGGUUACCGGCUCUCGGCUACGCCCCAGGCCAGCUGAGUUUAUAAGCAUCCAUCAACCCUAUAUAUAAUGGUCUAUUCAAUCCUGCCUAUCCAAACAAAAUGACAAAGUGAAGAUGACAAAGAUCGAUGUGGCAACCACUGAUUGAUUUUGAAAGCUCACCAAAUCAAGUUGGAUGCUCUAGAAUGCACACAACAAUGAUAUAUCAGUGUUAUAUCUCUUUCUUAAAGCAAUUUCUGAUUCUACUUUGUCAAUUCCAGGACCAGCCAGACUCUUCUUUAUAAGGUAUAUCUAACCACCAGCAAUUCAGAUGAUUCUUGUGAUUUCUUUCCCUAGAAAACAAUUGUACAUUUAAACCAUUUUCGGAUUGAGCUGGGUUAUGCCCAAUGUCAGAAAUUCUUCACAAGAGCAUUGCCACAUAGAACCAGUAGAUGUUUCCAAUGCAACUGUUUUGCCUUAUUAGGGAUAAAUUAGUUGUAGAAAUCACAUCUCCAAUUGAAUCAUUCAAACUGUUCUCGGAUUAUCAGAUUGAACAUGUUAUGUUCAGUUUUAGAAUCACUGCACAGGAACAAUUUCACGUAGAACCAGUAGAUGUUUCCAAUGCAACUGUCUUAUUGGGAACAAGUAGUUGUAGAAUCACAUCAACUAUUAACAGGCAAUACCAUUAAAGUAAAAGACAAAUGUCAAUCCAUCAACA
Molecule: messenger RNA, 2141 nt
Organism: Zingiber officinale
Lineage: Eukaryota; Viridiplantae; Streptophyta; Magnoliopsida; Zingiberales; Zingiberaceae
Product: probable transcription factor At5g28040
Exons: 2
Coding region: 187-1407 (406 amino acids)
Biological process (GO): regulation of DNA-templated transcription
Cellular component (GO): nucleus
Source: RefSeq, a predicted model, not a curated record